AGCACAGGUGUAUAAAUGCCGCGCAGGUGAGAGGUAGACGCCACAGCAGGACCAGGAGACUGAGUCUGAACACAGGAACAAGAGAAACCUGAAUACAGCUCGAGAAGAUGGUUAGAGGAUUACUGUCAGUACUCUUGGUCCUGGUGGCCGUGACUUGUGCCCUGGGGAAGCCUGAUAAGAACCCAAGCGCCAGCAAGACUGAGAAGAAGGAGAAAAGAGUUCCUCAGACUCUCUCCAGAGGAUGGGGUGAUCAGCUGAUCUGGGCUCAGACCUAUGAGGAGGCACUCUUCUGGGCACGCUCAAAGAACAAGCCUCUCAUGGUCAUUUUCCACCUGGAGAACUGCCCCCACAGCCAGGCUCUGAAGAAGGCCUUUGCUGAGGACAAGAAAAUCCAGAAGCUAGCUGAUGACGACUUCAUUCUCCUGAACUUGGUGUAUGAAACCACUGACAAACACCUUUCACCUGAUGGCCAGUAUGUUCCCAGAAUCAUCUUUGUUGAUCCCUCCAUGACCGUUCGUGCCGACAUCACUGGCCGCUACUCCAACCGCAUGUAUGCCUAUGAGCCAAGUGACAUCGAACUCUUGUUGAGCAACAUGAUGAGAGCCACAAAGUUCUUGAAAACAGAGCUGUGAGGUGUGACUCAAGACUGGAUGUUCUCCUCGCUGAGAGUUUGUCUGUUAUUCUGUUUACUGAUGUACAGAAACGCACUGUAAAUCUCUGAUCUCACUUUGACCAUGUUCUGUUUGAAACUCUGUUACUGUCGACCUUUAAACACUAGCUUUCUUAUAAUAUACUUUUUGAAUAAAUUAAAGAAACUGCUCUGAA
This is a messenger RNA of Astyanax mexicanus (Mexican tetra), 825 nucleotides long. RefSeq names its product anterior gradient 2 (gene agr2). The record is from RefSeq and is a predicted model, not a curated record. Gene Ontology annotation, cellular component: endoplasmic reticulum. NCBI's taxonomy places the organism in Eukaryota, Metazoa, Chordata, Actinopteri, Characiformes, Acestrorhamphidae. The transcript has 8 exons. Bases 108 to 632 code for a protein of 174 amino acids.